Molecule: messenger RNA, 3750 nt
Organism: Magnolia sinica
Lineage: Eukaryota; Viridiplantae; Streptophyta; Magnoliopsida; Magnoliales; Magnoliaceae
Exons: 1
Coding region: 1-3750 (1249 amino acids)
Source: RefSeq, a predicted model, not a curated record
AUGGCCAUUUCAACACCUGAAGCAAUGAAUUCCAAUCUGUGGAAGUUCUUAAGCGAGGAAGCAUCCAAACAGGCUGGCACAUACAAAAUUGAAGUAGCCCAAAAGCCGACGAUCAUUCGAAAGAUCACGUACCAACAUGGCCCAAACAUGUCCAUUGAUGUCGUCAUUUGGGUGACGUCAUUGAACCAUCCGAUCAAGAAUCAGGUCCAUGGAAUCUUCUUUACCAGAUCGGACCGUCGUGAUGGGACCAAAUUCUGCAUUUUGCACUGCAAACUAUUUGCCGACGAGCAGCCUCUGAAUGCAAAAAGCUUGAUCAGUGGCCUGCUAGUUGAUGCGGAUUCAAACGGUUUCCUCAAAAGAUCGUUGGAAGAAGGAUUUUCAGCUCUGGAAGUGCUGGUCAAUUCAGCUGUGAUCGAAGGUGCUGAAGAGGACCGUGAGAAGGCAGACAGCGUUAUUCAAGAAAUGGUAAUACCGGACAGCUUCUUUCAAAACAUGAAGGCUGCUCAAAUCAUCAGUCUCUCCCAUGCAGGUAUUUCAUCACUUCCAUCGUCUUUAUUUAAUUUAAGCGAUCUUCGUGUGCUGAUUUUAAGAGGCUGCCGGGAGCUAUCAGAGCUGCCGCCCUCAAUGGGGAAGUUCAAGAAACUUGAAGAGCUAGAUGUAUCGUAUACUGGAAUUCGUAAUUUGCCGAUGGAGGUGGGUGAGUUGGGCAGUUUAAGGAAACUAGGACUAAGGGAAACACGGCUCAAAACAAUCCAAUUUGAAAUCUCCAAGUUACAUGCUUUGGACGAUCUGGACAUGUUUAAAUGCUCCAUCACAUGGGUCGGUCACCACGAUAAUAUCGACAAAGGGUCUAGAUUGUUGGAUGUGACUUGUGGGGUGAGUUUGAAGGACAUCAUCAAUCUUGCAAGCUUGACUAGUCUGCAAAUAAUGGUUGAGAAAUUUGAAUCCAUUGAUGUGGAGAUCAUCGGACGGUUGAGGAGAUUGAGAAGAUUCCAUUUGGUGAUUGGCCCGGCUUCCAGGGUCUGUCACUGCGAUGAUUUUCUUGAAGAAAAUUAUGACAAGGUGUUGGUUAUUUCAUUCUGCAAAUGCGAAUCUGUUGAUGAGUUCGGCGCUUUGAGUGAUUUGGAGUGUCUGAUUAUGGAGACAUGCUGUCGGUUGACCACGAUUUCUUCGUUGGUGGGGCCGCAGAGUAGGUUGAGAGAUCUUAGAAUCGAAAACUGCGAUAAUGUAACAGAGAUGAUUGGAGGCCGAGAUGAUGGUCAACUGAAGAAGUUAGAGAAUUUAAGCCUGGUUUCAUUGCCGCUUCUAGAAGAAGAGCUAGAACUCGGAGAAAAUCUGCGGAGCAUUCGAAUCACUAGAUGCUCAAAACUUAAAAAUCUUUGGAAUUCGCUUAACAGAAAUCAAAGAGUGAAAGAUCUCUUUGUAGGAGAGUGUGAAGGAACAGAGGCAUUGGGGGACAAUCAGUUUGCAGAGUUGGAGAAGCUGAGCAUCUAUUGCCUACCACUAUUGAACAGCAUCGGUGUUUUCCGCAGUCUAAAAUCUCUACAUGUUUGGAGAUGCGCAGAAUUGAAAAGCUUCCCAUUUGGAUUUCAAAGGCUCGAGAACUUGCAAGUACUUGAUGUGAGCGACGUGUGCAAUGUAGAGCAACUAAUAGAUUGUGAAUUCGAAGAAGGCAUUACAGUUCUACCAAGACUAGGAGACUUGCAGCUUAGGAGAUUACAGAGUUUCAGAAGUAUAUGGGAAGGGAAAUUGAGAGGUGGGUCUCUUGGGAAUUUAGGAAAGAUGACGGUCUCCAGCUGCCCAAAGCUGAAGGCUCUUUUCUCAUCUGGCUUUGGGAUGCUUGGAAAACUGAAGAAAGUUCGUGUUGAUGACUGCGACGAGCUAGAGAAGAUAGUUGAAGAGGCAGCAAUGGAAGAUGAAGGAAUUACAUUACAGAGCUUGGAGAGAUUGGAGUUGGCAAACAUUCCAAGACUUUCAAGUAUUUUUGCAGUGAAAUCGGGAGUCGGGGCUCUUGAAAAUCUUGUGGUUUUGUACUUGAGUCAUUGCUCGGAAUUGAAGGUUGUCAUUCCACCUUCUUCACACGGGCUGCUUCCAAAACUGAACCACAUCUAUGUAGGAGACUGUGAGAGGGUCGAGCAGAUAAUUGGAGGUGAAGGGGUUUUAGAGAAUGCACUGCCGAGCUUGGAGAAUAUCCUGAUUGUUAAUCUAUCAAGGCUACAAGCGCUUUGGAAAGGUGAAUUGCAAGAUGGGUCUCUCAAGAGCUUGAAAUUGAUCGAUGUGGCGAAGUGCCCGGAAUUGAAGAACCUACUUUCAUUGGGUUUAGAUAGGCUUGAGAAGCUUCGCCUGAUUCGAGUGAAUGACUGCGAUGGGUUGGAAACUAUAGCGGCGAAAAACCCAAUUGAUGCAUUUGCAUUGCCAGCUCUUGAGUCACUAUGUCUUUCGAAUUUGGGAGCAUUGAAGAUGCUUUGGAGGAAUGGGAUGGAAAUGGGUGCUUUACGAAGCUUGCAGACAUUAAAGUUGGGCAAUUGUACAAGACUGGAAGCUCUUUGGGAUGGAGAAUUGGAAGACGGAGUGCUAUCGAGCUUGAAAAGCGUUAGUGUUUGGAAAUGCCCGGAACUAAAGAUCCUGAUCCCUAGUAAUCUUCGGAAACUAGAGAAAUUAGAAGACAUUCAUGUAAAUGAUUCUGGAAUUGAAAUGAUCACGAGAGAAACCUUGCAAGAGAGUGCUCUACAGAGUUUGAAGGAGAUCGAACUUCAAAGUCUACCAAGAUUAGAAGUCCUGUGGGUGGAAGGAGAGCUUGGAUCUGAUUCUUUGAAAGAUCUAAAAAAGGUGUUCUUGAAAGACUGCGAAUUGUUGAAAUCUCUCCCAUUUGGUUUGAUUAAGUGCCGGAAUUUGGACGCGUUAGUAGUAGAAAAUUGUGUGAGUAUAGGUACAGUAGUAAGCCAGACACAUGUAAAUGUAUUCCCAAUGCUGGCCAGUAUGCGUCUUCGAACACUGCCGAAAUUGAAGGCGAUUUCAGAGAAGAAAAUGGGAGUUGGGUGUCUUGAAAACUUGGAAUACUUAACACUAACACGAAUUCAAGGCCUGAAGUCACUUCCACCUGAUUUGCGCAUGUUACAAAAGUUGAAGCAGCUAAAUGUGACAGAAUGCAAUGAAAUGGAGGCCUUGAUCACAGGCGGGCCGUGGGAAGAAGACCUGCUACCUAGCUUAAUGCACUUAGAUAUCAGAGAUCUGCCAAAAUUGAAGAUCAUUUGGGAGGCAAUGCCAGGGACGGUUUCGAUGAAAAAUCUAAAAGGGUUCUAUGUGAAAGGAUGCAAAGUGCUGGAUACUCUUCCGUACGGGCUGAUGAAACUCGAUAAGCUAGAACAACUCCAUGUAAAGAACUGUGAUGAAAUGGAGACGGUAUUCCGAAUGGAAGGAGAAGAGACUGCAAUGCUGCCGAGCGUGAUUGAAGUGAAGCUGGAAAAGAUGCUGAGGUUAAGGAGAGUUUGGGAAGGAAGGGCUGAUUUGCCAAAAUUGAAUUAUGUGACUGUGAUUGACUGUCCUAAGCUAAAGAAUCUAUGUUUCGCAAUGAAUUCAUCGGUUUUAGAAAGUAUCAGCGGAAGUAAAGAUUGGUGGGACACUCUAGAGUUCGAGGCUGAUGUGAGGUUGGAUCUACAGAAAUGUUUCAAACCAUGGCCGAUGGAGCAACCCGAAGUGCUAGACCAAUGUUUCAUCCGCAGGCGCCCAUACCGUAGACUCUCUUCCUGA